UAUUAUCAUAUCAUAAAACAAACAAACAUACAUACAUACAGAUAUGGAGUCUUCAAUAUCAAUAAUAUUUCACCUAUACAUACAGGUGGUGCUGGUGGUGUUGGUUUCUUCAUCCUCAUCUCAUUAUUCGUCUUUGGAGAAGACGAGACGACGGUGCCACGAUGAAGAGAAGGCUGCCUUGCUCCAAUUCAAGCACAGCUUUCCCAGCACCAACCAAUGCAAUAAUGGUGUUCAUCAAAAACCAAAACUGGAAUCAUGGAAAGAAGGGGGCGACUGCUGCUCCUGGGAGGGCGUGGAGUGUGAUGAACAAACUGAUCAUUAUCAUGUCAUCGGCUUAGACCUGAGCCAGAGUUGCCUCUUCGGUUCCAUAAACUCCAGCAGCUCCCUCUUUACACUCACUCACCUCCAGAGGCUGGACCUCUCCUACAAUGACUUCAACUAUUCUCACAUACCCUCCGCAAUCGGAAACCUCUCCCGUCUCACUCAUCUCCACCUUACCGAAUCCAACUUUUCUGGCCAAAUCCCACAACAACAACUCUCCAAUAUCACAACUAUGGUUUCCCUUGAUCUGUCUUCAUAUUCCGGAUUGGAACUGCAUAGUCUGAAAGGACUAGUUCAACACAUGAGCAACUUGAAGCAUCUCCAUCUAUCAGAAGUGAACCUCUCUUCUUCAGGUGUACCUCACCUCCUCUCCAAUCUCUCAUCAUUAGAAUCUCUAGAUCUUCUUGACUGUGAGCUGAAGGGUGAGUUUCCCAUGGCCAUUUUCGAUCUCCCGAAGCUCAAGAUGCUCGAUAUAAGUGGAAAUCGUGAUUUCAAAGGCUAUUUGCCCAACUUCCGUUCCGGGAGUCCUCUUCAGACGUUAAGUUUCUUCGGAACAAGUUUUGGGGGAGUGUUGCCUCCCUCCAUUGGGAAUCUCACCUCUUUGAAAGAACUAUACAUGGACACUAGCAAUUUUACAGGGGACCUGAUGUCACUCGGUAAUCUUACCCAACUGGUCUUUUUGGGCAUUUGGGGUGGUAAUCACGUCACCCCGGAUACUCUCAAUACUUCUUCAUUGUCGUGGAUUGGUAAGCUCACCAAGCUCACUGAUUUGUCCCUUCAAGGCUUGGACUUGACGGGUUCUCUCCCAAUCCCACCACCUUCCACCACUUCCACAUUUUCAUCCUAUCUAAUUUCAAACAAUAGUUUGUCUGGAGAACUUUCACCUCUCAUUUGCAAUUUCAUAUUCCUUGUGCAUCUUGAUCUGGCAUUCAAUAGUUUGAGUGGAAAACUUCCUCAAUGUUUGAGUAGUUUUAGCAAUAGCCUUUUAUUACUGGAUGUGAGAGGAAACAAGUUUGAUGGAAAUAUUCCGUCAAUGUGGAGAAAUGGAUGUCAACUGAGAAUGAUAGAUAUGAGUUACAAUCAGUUACAAGGACAGUUACCCAGAUCAUUGACCAAUUGUUCACAGUUGGAGUUUGUGGAUUUUGGCAACAACCAAAUAAGAGAUACUUUUCCUUUUUGGUCGGGAAGACUUGCAAUGUUGAGCGUCCUUAAGUUGCAAUCUAACCAAUUUCAUGGUGAACUUAACAAUGAUUUUGGAUCCUCAAACCUUAGAGUCAUUGACUUAUCCAACAACAGAUUCAAAGGGAAGUUACCAUCAAAGUUCAUUAACACCUCGAAGCCCAUGAGAGCCUUAAAUACAAGUCACACGACGAACUACAUGGAGCUAGACUUGCAUCCGACUUACAGGUGGGGUGGUGAAGACUUCGGCAUAUUUGAUUACUCAGUGAUCUUGCACAACAAGGGUUUGGAAAUAAACUAUGUAAAGAUUCCAACUAUUCUUUGUACCAUAGACUUCUCCUCCAACAACUUUGAAGGGGUGAUUUCAGAUGUGUAUGGAGAUCUCACGGGACUUCAGGUGCUAAAUCUUUCUAGAAACCAUCUCAUUGGGAACAUACCAUCUUCUUUCUCCAGCAUGAAAAAUUUAGAAUCUUUGGAUCUCUCCCUAAACCAUCUCUCGGGACAGAUCCCUAUGGAGCUCACAAAACUCACUUCUCUUUCAUCAUUCAACGUGUCAUUUAACAAUCUCUCUGGCCCCAUUCCACAGGGAAACCAGUUCUGUACCUUUGACUCCAAGUCAUAUGAAGGGAAUCCUGGAUUGUCCUUUGAAACUUGGAAUAAGCAGUGUGGAAAUGCAAGGUCUUUGCCUCAACUGCAGCAGGCUCAAUCCCCUACAGAAGAUGACGACGACGAAGAUGUCUCUAAAAUAAAGUGGAUGAUAAUAUCAAUUGGAUUUGUUAGUGGUUUGGCUGUUGGAGUGAUCCUUGGGAACGAGUUGACUACGAGAAAAUACUAUUGGCGCUCCACUGCCACGCCCAAAGCCGCCGCUGUUUGUGCCUUAGGGAGGGCCGCCGGUUCUUCCGGCCAGGAGGGCUGUCCCGGCGUCGUCUGCAAUGCUUUGCCGUUGCCGAUCAAGGAGCAGGAGGGCUGAUCGGGUCUGAAGAAAGUUGGGCAGCGAUUGUUGGAAUUGCAGGAAUGACGUCUGAGCCUGGAGAUCUUCGGUUUUGGCGCAGACCACAACUACUCAACAAGUUCGUAUGAAACUCUUCAAGCCUCGUCCUCCACAAAGUGGUAAAAUUACUUCAAUUUAGAGCAAUUUUGGCAAUAUCUUUUGUAGUUAAUCAUUCAUACUCUGUUAAAGCUGCUGCUUCUAUCUAUCAUAUAUCAGUGGUGUUUGUUAAAAAAUACUACCUCCGUCCCAUUGUCUUUGUCCAGUUUUGACUUUUGGAACUGUUCAUCUAAGCACUUUGACUCAUCAAAUUCUCUCAAUGUGUAAGCCUAAAAAUAGUCAUGUGUGAUCUUGUUUGAUUCGUCUUAACAUAUAGAUUAUUAAUAUAUAAUUUUUAUAAUU
Cuscuta campestris is the source of this 2890-nucleotide messenger RNA. The record is from the annotation of a GenBank genome assembly. Lineage: Eukaryota; Viridiplantae; Streptophyta; Magnoliopsida; Solanales; Convolvulaceae.